This is a messenger RNA of Maudiozyma saulgeensis, 1404 nucleotides long. NCBI's taxonomy places the organism in Eukaryota, Fungi, Ascomycota, Saccharomycetes, Saccharomycetales, Saccharomycetaceae. The record is from the annotation of a GenBank genome assembly.
AUGAAUUCAAGUAAUAGAAAUGGUCCGGUUAAGGAUGAAAUUAUAGCGAUGCCUUCACAAAAUUCUACACAAAUGAUACCUCAUCAAUAUAAUCAUUUAAAUAAUUCACAAUUAUUACAACCUCAAUUAUAUCAAUUAACUCAACCACCACCACAACAGUUUCAACACCAACUAUAUCAACCAAUUCCUAUCUUUCAACAACAACGACAACAACAGACUAAUAUUCCUUAUUCUACUAUUGCUCAGACACAAAGACCUAUAACUGUACUUCCGCCUAUUAAGAAUCUUUUGUGUAAUUCAUAUACACCAGUGCAACCACUAUCACAUCAACAACAAGCUGCAGCCGCAGCUGCUAGUAAUAAUAGCGCUCAAAGUUCUAAUAAUACUGGUUCCCCUUUAGGUAAUGUUAUCCCUCCAACUCCAGGAAGCAUCAAUAAUAAUAACGGAAAUAACAAUUAUACUACCAUUUCUGGCGAUAUUGAUGGAAGUAUUGUUUCUCAAGGUAAUGAUGUUCUUCAAUGUAAUACUAAUACUUGUACCAAUCAGAUUGCUAAUGUAAAUACCAUCAAUGGCAUUUCAAACGUUGCUGGUUCAACAACAGUACCAACUUUUCAAGAUCCUCAAUUUUUAAAUAAAUUAUUAGUUGAAUAUAACAAAUUAUCCUCUGAAUUAAAAUCGUUAAGAGGUGAAAAUAAAUUAGAUGAUAAUAAACAAUUACCAUCUCUACAAGUUUUAACUCAACAACUUCCAAAUGAUAAUAACAACAAAAAUAAUUCCACUACAUCCACUACCAGUAAUACUAAUUCCAUUAACAAUAUGAUCCCAAAUAGGCAAAGCCCUAUCAUUAACCCUAUGAUGAAUGGUAGCACUACCGAAUCAAAUAACUCUGGCAGUUAUUACAUCCAAAAGGCAAACAGUUAUCCACAUUCUCCUUUAACUCCACCGAUGUCUUUAUAUUCUGCUCAACAACAACAACAACAACAACAACAACAACCAAUGCUUCGUACAAGUAACAGCACUAGUACUCUAUUCACCGCUCAUGCACUAUGCUCUAUAACAAAGGAUCAAAAGAAAAAAAUAAUGAAGAAAAGAGUCUAUAACAAAAAGAAGAAGGACGUUAGAUUGAUAAAAUGUUUCCAUUGUGGUGAAGUCCAAACACCUGAAUGGAGACGUGGUCCUUACGGUAAUAGAACCUUAUGUAAUGCAUGUGGUUUGUAUUAUAGAAAGCUAAUCAAAAGAUUUGAUACUAAGAACGCUAAUUUGAUAAUGAGGUUCAACAAACUAAUCAAUCCUAUGGAUAGAAGAAUUCCUUUGAAUGUCAAUGUUCCAAACAACAUUAUAGAAAAAUUUAACAAUGAUGCCACAUUGGAUUCUGACUAUCACUCCAUCAGGGAGUCCAUUUAA